Molecule: messenger RNA, 2968 nt
Organism: Coccinella septempunctata (seven-spotted ladybird)
Lineage: Eukaryota; Metazoa; Arthropoda; Insecta; Coleoptera; Coccinellidae
Gene: Ankle2
Product: ankyrin repeat and LEM domain-containing protein 2 homolog
Exons: 7
Coding region: 234-2747 (837 amino acids)
Biological process (GO): negative regulation of phosphorylation
Cellular component (GO): endoplasmic reticulum
Molecular function (GO): protein phosphatase 2A binding
Source: RefSeq, a predicted model, not a curated record
CCUUUUCUAUGCUUCAAAUCAACUGAUAUGUUUAUAAUAAUAAUAACUGGAAUUUUCUCCGGAAAAGGAAAUUUUUCUGUUGAUAAUGCUGUUAUUUUGAAUAUCGUUAAUUGUAGAUAACGAAUGAGGUGGUCUGUUUUUAACCUAUGUAUUUGUUUUUGCGAAGGCAGUUUUAAGUUAACCUAUUUUUGUCGUCGUCAUAUCUGCGUUGAAUACUGUUUAAAAUUUUAUAUAUGAUAAAUAAAAAUAUGGAACCGACCUCUAGAAAUGAAGAGGAAUAUAUUCAGAAAGAAAAUGUAGAUAUAGAAAAUCCCACUUACUAUGGAGUAUACAUUCCUAGCGACUUGCAAACAACUAAUCCUAAUUCUGAUCCAAAUGUUUUUAAUGAUAAAAGUAUGGUACUCCAAGUUUUGAAGCAGCAUAAAAAGGCUAGAUUCAAGGCUUUCAGCCUUUUUCAUGAAGCAGCUGAUUUUUCUCUCAAUGGAGUUGACAAUUCUAAUAUUUCAAUAGUUGAUUCUUCAAUAGAUAAAAAGUUUCCAAUAGAAUCAGCGCAGUUGAUAGGUGAAAAACAGAGUCCUUUCAAAGGUCCAAAACCGCAAGAUUUAAUUAUACUAAGAAAGGCUAUUGAAAAAGGAGACUAUGAUAGAGUUUAUUAUAUUAUAUGGAAAAAUCCUAGAUAUCUUAUUAGUAAUGGAGAUACACCUUCUAUUUUGCAGGAGGGUUCUAGAUACAAUGCUCUUCAUAUUGCAGCUAAAGCCAAAAGCAGUAAAAUAGCCGAACUCUUAUUGAGUACCGUUUCAAAUGUUGAGUUUGUGAAAUUAUUGUAUGGAGAUGACAAUGAAAACAACGCAAAAGACAGGGCCAAAGUAUUUGCAGAUUUAUAUUUAAACACUCCUGAUAAAGCCCUAAAUGAAACACCCCUGCAUUUUGCUGUUAAAUUUGGAGCAGUUGAUGUUGUCGAGGUGUUGGUUUCAUACCCUCAAUGUGAUAAGACUGUGAAAAAUAAAUAUGGUCAAACACCCGCAAAGAUCAUCUGUGAUAGAGUGGAUACUCCAAAUAAAAAGCUCAGAGAAAAAAUUGAACAUCUUCUUGAAGAAACCUAUUAUGUCCCAGUGUUGAGAGCUGAAGAUAACAGUUUACCACCUAAAAUAGGAGAUCCAUUUUCACCAGUAAAUCCACCAGUAUUUGACACACAUCCCUCCAGUCCUAGGCUGGAAAUUCAAGCGUAUGCAGGACCAAUGAAUAAAGAAGGUGCGGAGCGCUUCCGAAAAGUGUGGAAAACUCCUCCAAGAUCCCUGAAAUUCAACACCCCCACAAAAAAUUUGAACAGUUCCAUAGAUAGUGUAGCCUCGUUGAAAUAUAAAGAUCCUAUGAAGGGUCUUGAAAUUCUUGGAAAAACAUUGGCUACGCAAUAUGACAUCUCAUGGAAAGAAUACUGGCCUUUCUUAGAUAGUUUUAUUGACAUAGCCUCAGAAGAAGGCCUAGAUUUGUUCGAAAACUACUUGAAAGAACGGGUCUUGGACGUAUCAACUUCUAUGGUUUCAAUGAAUUUAGAGAAUACUACACGUGAAAAGACUUCCCUCAAUGUGAGCUCUAUUACUGAGUUAUGUAAUGCAUUUCAAGCGAUUCAGCUGAAUUCUAGCAGUAGUAGUAGCAGUGAUAGUUUUCAAGAUGAAUUAGAUUCGAAAAUUUCGAAAAAUUUCAGUCCUUUCUUAGGAUUAGAAAGGGCGUGUCAGGUUUUUGCUACUAGAUUUUCCAAAAACAUUUUAAAUAAUGGAGAAAAGAAUCUCAUCAAUAUUCUAGAUGCAGAAAUAAAACAGCUAGAAAUAGUUAUCCUUAGUUAUAUGAAUGACAAUAGAUUUUCAGAAAUAGAUUUCAGUAACGUUCAUUGUCGAUUGUCUUAUUUGAUCGCUCAAAAAUUAAAUUCGGAAUUGAGCAUAUUUGAAAAAAUUGAAUCGUUGAUUGAAGUUUGUUCGCAAUCAUUCGACUGCUUUUCUUCGGACGAUGAAAGUGCCAACUUCAAAGAUUCAGCGCAGGUUAAGAAUGGCACCUCUAUCAGAGAACAAUUUUUGUGCCUUGCGCAUUCCAUUCUUAAUCAUUUAAAUCAAAAUUUGGAACCGUAUUGUGAUAAUGUAACAGAACAAGACUGUGUUGAAAUUUGGGGUAACUUGACUUCGUGCCCAUGCGUUCUAUAUCCAAGGAAAUCAAGAAGGAAUUCCAAUUUACAGAGGAGCAAUUCUAGGAAAUAUAAUUCAGGGUUUUCAUCGGACACCGUUAGAGCACUCUUCAAAACAACAGAGGAAGAGAUGGAUUAUCCAGACCAAGAACUUCUGAACGAAUCAUUUUUCACACCAGAUACGAGUCCCAAUCAUUCUGAUGAUGAAGACGAAGAUUUCGAUGACGCAAGUAGUGGAAAUGAUUACGACGUGUAUAUUGAUGGAAAAUCACCUUCUACAACCGAUGGUGCUGUUUUCAACGCAUUGAUGUAUUCCGGCUGUGUUAUAGAAAGAGAAAAAUAUCCAAAUAUAUAUUUAUGGAAACAUAACGUAUCCCAGUUCAGUGAAGAGCAAAGAAAAAGUUGGCGAAAUAAGAGGAACAUUGAUUGCUUCUCUUCUUCCCCACCAAGCACAACUUCAACCCCCGUGAAAUCAGUGUCAACAAGUACUCCAACAAAAUCCUGGUUGAGAAUAACGGGCCAAAACUCUCCUCGAAGUUUCAAGCAGUCUUCACUCUUGAAUGGUUAUUGAUUAAGUGUUAAAAUUCGUUUUUAAUAUGAACUGUGAGCAUGUUCGUGCCUAUCCCUGCCUAUCAUAUGCUGUUGAUAAUUUUCUGUAUAUGAACAUUUUUAAGACUUAGGCUUAACAUUUCUGAAGUUUUUACCGAGAAAUUAAAUAUGUAUAAAUCUUUGUAUUUUUAUUUAUAAAACUGUUUAUGUGGAGAAAAAUAAAUUAAGUAUUUUCUGAGAAAA